Messenger RNA from Aspergillus terreus NIH2624, 2175 nucleotides. RefSeq names its product transcription factor TFIIIC subunit TFC6. Gene Ontology annotation, cellular component: transcription factor TFIIIC complex. Bases 1 to 2175 code for a protein of 724 amino acids. Gene Ontology annotation, biological process: transcription by RNA polymerase III. The record is from RefSeq and is a predicted model, not a curated record. The transcript has 2 exons. Lineage: Eukaryota; Fungi; Ascomycota; Eurotiomycetes; Eurotiales; Aspergillaceae. Gene Ontology annotation, molecular function: protein binding.
AUGCCUCGUCCUCGCAGAUCAAAUCGCGGCGCAGUAGCCAAAUAUACUGACGAUCCGUUCGAGAUCGCGGGCGUCAGCGAAGAAUCUGAUACAGAAGCUAGAGCCUCGGGUCCAAAAAAGAAGACCCCGGCGCAUAACGACAACUCUUCGGAUGAAGAAUUCGAGGCCCCGAAUACUGAGGAAGAAGCCGACGAUGACCAAGAAGAGUCCAGUGAGGAAAUCAUCCCAGAGAACGAUGACGACAACCAACCUGGUUCGGAAGAGGAUGAAGAUGCUACUCCUCGCAAACUACUGGUCACCGCUGCAGCUCGAGUCAGAACUCCUAAGAAGCUAGCAGCUGAUGGCACGGGUGCGCUGAAAGACAAUGGCCCCCAUUCAAGGGGUGUUUGGAACCCUGUCGACCAUCUGGGCAAGCUGAUUACCCUGCAAAUGUCUUUCAGUGUCGACGAGAAGAGUCUGCUAUCUGUCUUGUAUGCUAGGGACCGAUGGGCUAAAGGGUUGGAUUCGGCUCUUCCAACCCGCUCUUCGCUGAAUGAUGAUCGGGCAAUCCCUACCUACACAUACGGACCUACCUUUGGCGUUGAGCCUGAUGAGUUAAAGAGGGAACAAACCCAUGGCUGGGACUGGUAUUAUACAGACGAUGUGGGCGGACGAUUUCGAAAACGACAGCGGCUCGAGCCCCUGGAGGAAAAAGAGGCCCGGCGGGUGUAUCUACCGCGGCCUAGGAAGGAGCACACUGUUUUUAUGGGGCCGACUGACAACCAAAAGAAGUUCACUCUUGGACAGCACGACUCGAUCAAUUACGGUGAGGCUUGGAAGGAGUCCAAAAGCAAAUCUUCUGCUACGCGGACAGAAAGAACCAAACAACGACAGGGUUGGCUUCUCAAUUUAGGACAAAAAGUUCAAUGUAUGGGUUGGGCGCCCAACCACUCAGACAUCACUCAGUACUUGGCCCUGGUGACACCUAUCUCAGAAGAGCAAAAAGGAGAAUACUCUGAUCCGUUCAGCGAUGCUGGGGCGCCGGCAUUUCGGCCUUCUGCCCCUUAUCCGUGCGCCUUGCAGCUUUGGUCCUUCAAGGCUCUACGAGGGAAUUCAUUGACCAAGGCCCUUGACAUGGACUCACCUCCGCAGUUACGCUUGGGCUUGUGUACUAGCUGGGGUGAUCUCAGACGGAUGGCAUGGUGUCCGAUAUCUCGGGCCUCACGGGACGAGGAUGAUGAAGAUUCCUUGAAGACCAUCGGAUUGCUGGCUGGUAUUUGGGGUGAUGGUUAUUUGCGAGUGCUUGACAUCAAAACAAACCGUGACCCCAAGAGCACCGAAUUCUACAAGGUCCAUGCACCAGCAUUUGAAGCGAAACCUCCGUCAACGCUCUGCACAUGCUUAGAAUGGCUUUCCCCGACUGACAUUGCCGUUGGCUGUGCCAAUGGGUUUGUGGCUAUAUGGAGCAUAAUCCCGUCCGACGCCCUAUCAACAAAUCCACUCCCAUACUUCUUUGAACCGAUUCACUCGACCUAUGUCCUCAGCAUCACUUCUGCCUACCCAACGCACUCUCACUUGUUGGCCACAACUUCGAUGGAUGGGGAGACUCGGAUGAUAUCAAUCACCGAUCCCCACAAAGAUGUGGUUGACACGCCGCGCAUGCGAAUGGGUUCUCCUCAUUUAUCCUACUCCCCUAUUCUACAGUCUUUCCUCUCGUCAGAUGAGAAUGAUUUCGUGCGACUCAUCACGGUCCGCCGAUUCUUCAGCACCACUGCAAUUGCGAAAUUUCCUAGCACAAUCUCUGCCCACGCGCCAUCCAGUUCCUGGCAUCCAAGUGCUCUAUUUGGAUGUACGGGCGGCGCAGUUAUCGCGACCAACCCUUUGCGACGUAUAUUGCACUCUAAGGCGAAACAAUGGCAGCAAACCUGGUUCACCCACGAAUGGGUGCGAAGUGAGGAGACGGACAGCCCAGGUACCAGCAGAUUCUUUGAUGGAUACCGCGCCGAGAGUACCAGCCUAUUACGAAAUAUGAUUGGAGACCCCAGAGUCGUCAAUGGAGUGAUGAUGAUUACGAUCUAUGAGGAGGGGACCCAUGUCACCUCCCUCUGUUGGAACCCGAACCAGACGUGUGCGGGCUGGGCCAGUGCCGGUCUGGGAUGUGGACUAGUUCGGAUUGAGGAUCUAGCUAUAGAUUGA